AACGCUCACCCAGCCACAGUCGCACGCAGCGAGGCGCGCACUGCACUGGGCUCUCCCGGCGCCGCCGCCCCAGCGGACCCGCCAGCCCGCGUCCCGGCGGUGCGUCCCCGGUGCUCGUCCACCGACCCAACCGACAAGCAGCCCGAACCCGCCCCGACCCUGCCAGCCCUCCGGACCCUGGCCGCCCCGAGUGGAGACCGGAGGCGAGCGCUGGAAGCCGACAAAAUGAUGCUUCAACACCCAGGCCAGGUCUCUGCCUCGGAAGUCAGUGCCUCUGCCAUCGUCCCCUGCCUGUCCCCUCCUGGGUCACUGGUGUUUGAGGAUUUUGCUAACCUGACACCCUUUGUCAAGGAAGAGCUGAGGUUUGCCAUCCAGAACAAGCACCUCUGCCACCGGAUGUCCUCGGCCCUGGAGUCAGUCACUGUCAGCAGCAGACCUCUCGAGAUGUCAGUCACGAAAGCCCAGGUAGCCCCUGAAGAAGAUGAAAGGAAAAAGAGGCGACGGGAAAGAAAUAAGAUCGCAGCUGCCAAGUGCCGAAACAAGAAGAAAGAGAAGACAGAGUGCCUGCAGAAAGAGUCAGAGAAGCUGGAGAGUGUGAAUGCAGAACUGAAGGCCCAAAUUGAAGAACUCAAGAAUGAGAAGCAGCAUUUGAUAUACAUGCUCAACCUUCAUCGGCCCACGUGUAUUGUCCGAGCUCAGAACGGGCGGACUCCAGAAGAUGAAAGAAAUCUUUUUAUCCAACAGAUAAAAGAAGGAACAUUGCAGAGCUAAGCAGCCGUGGUUAUGGGGACAACUGGGGAGUCCUCAUCAAAUCCUCCUUCUACAUCCAAAACCCUGCAGCCAUUGGAGAUCUGACUCCCUGUGCACCUCUCAAAUCCCAGCAGCAAAGACCCCUGGAAGCGGGAGGGCUCAGUGGCCCAGCUGGGCCUCUCCAUUCUGCCCUGAGUGGACUUCGGACCAGAGCAAGGGCAUCUUUUGCCUCAACUCCAGGAUCUAGGCCUUAACAUACCAGCCAUUCUUGGAUUCUCCAGAUGGCCCCACGUUAGGGCCCUGCCUGCCUUUCGUAUGGAUUCUACAAAAACCAGGACGCCCACCAUUAAGAGUCAUGCAGAACAAGUAUCUGUUCCUUGGGUGGGUGGGGUAGGGCCACCUCCUCCGCUGCCACUGUCAUGGUCACUUUAAGGGAAGUGGAGUGAGAAUGGCUUUUAGCAAAGUUGUGCAAUGGCCACGGUUGUGCUUCUAGCAAAUACGCUGUUAUUUACAGGAAUUACUGUGUGCAAGGUGUUUGUUUCAUAACUAGGCGUUGUGCUCUCCCGAUGUUUGUUCCUACAACACUGGUGUGACUUUUUCGUGACUUCCCUCAGAUCUCAUUUCUGAGAGUUUGGGGGGGAUAUCACCAGGCGUAGUGUCUUACAAAAUGUUCAGGUGUCCAGAAGAGCAUGUCAGCUCCAGGAGAGCAGAAUUCGGCUGGCCGGCGGUACAGUCUUGUGCCAACGGAGAAGCCCUCCUUUCCUUGGCACCCAGGCAUGAACGUAAAAUUCAUGUGCACGGCUGCAGGUCCUCUGUUGCAAACUCAGUCACAAUGUCGCAGGAGGAAAGCAGUUAGUCCACCGUCCACAGAGUUAGGACUCUUGCUCAGUGACAGGUCAGGAGUUAUUUCUAGGCGGGAAGAGCCAAAGAAUAUUCCAUUUUCCUUUUCUUGCAGUUGAAAACCACAUUCAGUGGAGACUUGUUUGAAGCUAGGUGAUGCCUAGGCUUUCACAUGAUUGGAUGUUAAUGGCAUUGUUUUUGUCAUGCAGAUGUUUGUAGAAAUCUGGCCCAGAGCAUUGACAGAUGUGAGAGGUCAUUCACACUGGCCACAAGGACUCUGGUUACUGUCUGUUUAAAUUCUGACAUUUCUGUGAAAUCCUCAGAGUGUUUAAUCUUACGCAAUAGUAUCAUUACAAUUUUCUGUAAGAGAAAAUAUGACUUAUUUAUCCCAGUAUUGCUAACCUGUCAAUAUAAUAAAUAUUGGAACCAAGAUAUGGUAAACUUAA
This is a messenger RNA of Pteropus alecto (black flying fox), 2036 nucleotides long. It is a transcript of the gene ATF3, whose product is annotated as activating transcription factor 3. Gene Ontology annotation, biological process: regulation of transcription by RNA polymerase II. The coding region runs from base 226 to 771 and encodes 181 amino acids. The record is from RefSeq and is a predicted model, not a curated record. Gene Ontology annotation, cellular component: nucleus. The transcript is spliced from 4 exons. Lineage: Eukaryota; Metazoa; Chordata; Mammalia; Chiroptera; Pteropodidae. Gene Ontology annotation, molecular function: RNA polymerase II cis-regulatory region sequence-specific DNA binding; DNA-binding transcription factor activity, RNA polymerase II-specific.